AUGGCCUUAUCAACAGCAUCAACGUCUACAGAAGUUCCAUCUUCACCACCCAUCUGCACACUGUCUUCCCUCGACCAUCUCGUCCUGACCGUCAAAUCCAUCCCAGCCAGCAUCAACUUCUACACCCAAAUCCUAGGCAUGGCUCAUCAAUCCUUCACAUCGCCUUCAGACCCUACAAGCACAUCCCGCCACGCGCUCUUAUUCGGUAGCCAAAAGAUUAACCUGCACCAAGCCGGCAAGGAAUUUGAGCCCAAGGCGGCUACGGCGUUGCCGGGGACCGCGGAUUUGUGUUUUUUGACUGAAGAGGAUGUUGAGACUGUAUUGGAGAAGCUGAAGGAGAAAGGAAUUGAGGUGUUGGAAGGUGGGAAAGUGGUGAGGAGAACUGGGGCGAGAAGUGCAUUGAGAAGCAUUUAUGUGCGAGAUCCGGAUGGGAAUUUGAUUGAGAUAUCCAAUCCCACCGUCUAG
Talaromyces amestolkiae is the source of this 465-nucleotide messenger RNA. RefSeq lists its product as uncharacterized. The coding region runs from base 1 to 465 and encodes 154 amino acids. NCBI's taxonomy places the organism in Eukaryota, Fungi, Ascomycota, Eurotiomycetes, Eurotiales, Trichocomaceae. The record is from RefSeq and is a predicted model, not a curated record. The transcript has 2 exons.